AGUGAGCAUUCUCAGCACAUUGCCUCAACAGCUUCAAGGUGAGCCAGCUCAAGACUUUGCUCUCCACCAGGCAGAAGAUGACAGACUGUGAAUUUGGAUAUAUUUACAGGCUGGCUCAGGACUAUCUGCAGUGCGUCCUACAGAUACCACAACCUGGAUCAGGUCCAAGCAAAACGUCCAGAGUGCUACAAAAUGUUGCGUUCUCAGUCCAAAAAGAAGUGGAAAAGAAUCUGAAGUCAUGCUUGGACAAUGUUAAUGUUGUGUCCGUAGACACUGCCAGAACACUAUUCAACCAAGUGAUGGAAAAGGAGUUUGAAGACGGCAUCAUUAACUGGGGAAGAAUUGUAACCAUAUUUGCAUUUGAAGGUAUUCUCAUCAAGAAACUUCUACGACAGCAAAUUGCCCCGGAUGUGGAUACCUAUAAGGAGAUUUCAUAUUUUGUUGCGGAGUUCAUAAUGAAUAACACAGGAGAAUGGAUAAGGCAAAACGGAGGCUGGGGGAAAUGGCACAAUCACACACCUAUGCUGGUAGAGUCAGUGGCCCACAAGAAGAGGAAAAUGGCUUUGUAAAGAAGUUUGAACCUAAAUCUGGCUGGAUGACUUUUCUAGAAGUUACAGGAAAGAUCUGUGAAAUGCUAUCUCUCCUGAAGCAAUACUGUUGACCAGAAAGGACACUCCAUAUUGUGAAACCGGCCUAAUUUUUCUGACUGAUAUGGAAACGAUUGCCAACACAUACUUCUACUUUUAAAUAAACAACUUUGAUGAUGUAACUUGACCUUCCAGAGUUAUGGAAAUUUUGUCCCCAUGUAAUGAAUAAAUUGUAUGUAUUUUUCUCUA
Messenger RNA from Homo sapiens (human), 836 nucleotides. It is a transcript of the gene BCL2A1, whose product is annotated as BCL2 related protein A1. Bases 78 to 569 code for a protein of 163 amino acids. Lineage: Eukaryota; Metazoa; Chordata; Mammalia; Primates; Hominidae. The transcript is spliced from 3 exons. Gene Ontology annotation, biological process: transmembrane transport; negative regulation of apoptotic process; regulation of apoptotic process. The record is from RefSeq and is marked reviewed. Gene Ontology annotation, cellular component: cytoplasm.